Haemonchus placei is the source of this 1953-nucleotide messenger RNA. NCBI's taxonomy places the organism in Eukaryota, Metazoa, Nematoda, Chromadorea, Rhabditida, Trichostrongylidae. The record is from the annotation of a GenBank genome assembly.
AUGGGUAUUGUGGGUUCCAGUGAUCGAUCAGGCAGUUCCGACAGCGUAUCGACAGCGAAUGACUUCAGUCAAUGGGAGACUUAUGAUGUUUGGGCGAGAACGAUUGACAAAAUCCAGCAGACGCAAGGUUUCACAUUAGAAAUGUUGGAUAGAAUAUCAAUGAAAGCUAGGCAAAUGAGAAUCAUAGCAGAAGAGCUGAAUGAGCUGGCUGAGAACAUAAUGAGGCAAACUCUUGAUAAAGAAACUCGCACCAAACUUGCCGAAUCCAUCACAAGCGCAUUGAACAGCAUCUCGAAUAUGGAGUGUUCAAUGAACGAGACAUUCGAUGUUUAUCCAUUCGCUUGUGAAGUGGACGCAACUUCAAAAAUAGACAUACCGCAGUCGUCGUAUGAAUUCGAUGACAGCGAGUUUUUGGGGCACGACAGUAGGGUGCCGAUGAUGCUGCACUCUUUGAAGGCCACCAUAAACGUCGAACAGAAGAAAGCUAGAGUAAUUCGACGAGCCUUCGAAAGCUUGGGUAAAAAGAUCUUGCCUCUGCUACCACAGCGAAGCGAUACGACACAGAAAAGUAUUGCCGUGCCUUCACUUUCACAACAACGUCAAGAAGACAAAACUCAGCAGAGCGGUGAUUUUGGUAUCUCACCAAGAUCGAACAUAGAGCAUCGAGCCAAAGCAUCCAAUGAGGGCCAGUCCGCUAAUACUAAGACUCGUCGAGAGCGUCGAAAGGUCUUACCUGCGCAGCAAAGCCCAUCAGAAAGUAUCAGUUUCGCGGCCCUCGGACGGAUGAUUGUACAACGAACCGGUGUACCCAUAACGCAUUAUGAGCCGCUUACAGCUUUACAGUUGCUCUGUGAAGAGUUGAGGCAUUCAAAGCUACUCAAUCGGGCAUGCACAAAGGCCAAAGCCGAGGAGAGGAUGGUUUAUGUAGCCGCCUUUGCUGUAUCACCAUAUCCAAACUCAACUGGUCGAUUUCGCAAGUUUUUCAACCCAUUGCUUGGGGAAACGUAUGAGUACGAGCAGGAAGACUUCAAGUACCACGGGGAGCAGGUUUGUCACCAUCCUGCCGUAUCUGCCGUCCAUGCUGAAGGGAACGGAUGGACGUGGUUUCAAACAUUCAGUGCCGAAAUAACAUGGAACGCUUGGGCUCAGACUUGUGAGUUCGCUCCAGAAAGACCAGUUCGGCUUCAGCUGAAUGGCGAAGACUACCGAUGGAACAAGAUAAGUCUUCAAUAUUCCAAACCUCGGAUUACUGGGAUAGGCACCGUUCCGUCUCCGGAGAAGAUUACCAAUAAGCUUUUAUUCUCCGCUUCGUGGGGUGCUGAUGACGCUAAGUGUAUCACAACCCGUAUAGAGAAUCUCAUCUACGCCCCGGAGCAACGCAAAUUGUACCACGAAGGGACGAUCAAAGUCAAAUGCUCCAACGGGGUCUCUGCUACGAUCCAUGUAGACAAGAACAAGGAGUUGUCAGGAGAAGUGGUGGACGCUAAAGGUGCAAUCUUCUGCAGAUUUUCAGGAAGAUGGGAUGAGCACUUCACUAGAGAAAUGAAUAGUGGCGAAAAAGAGCAACUCAUUGUGGUCGGCAAUACUCCACUCCAUCCGCAAUAUUUCGGAUUUUCGGACUUCACUAUGGGCUUGAACGAGCUCUAUCCAGAGGAUCGAGCCUCUCUACCCCCAACUGACAGUCGUUUGCGACCCGACGUAAGAAAUUUGGAAGAUGGAAAACUGGACGAUGCAGUAGCCUACAAGUAUGAACUGGAAAAGGCUCAGCGAGCUCGAGCAGUUGAUGAAAAAGCACAUAAACCUCUAUGGUUUGUUGAGAAAAUGGAUGAAUUUUCAAAUACGGACAUCUACGUGACAAAUGGGAAAUACUGGCAGGCCAAAGGAGAGAAAUUUGAGCAGCAGAAGAAGAAUAAUGCUUUCAUUCCAAUAUUCAACGUAUCGAUUACCAGAUAG